Molecule: messenger RNA, 3740 nt
Organism: Melanotaenia boesemani (Boeseman's rainbowfish)
Lineage: Eukaryota; Metazoa; Chordata; Actinopteri; Atheriniformes; Melanotaeniidae
Product: mucin-5AC-like
Exons: 11
Coding region: 2-3523 (1173 amino acids)
Source: RefSeq, a predicted model, not a curated record
UAUGAUGACCUACUACCCGAAGGACACUCUUGCUGAUGGAUCAGUCAACGUGACAGUUCGCUAUAAGCUCAGCUUCCGCUCAUGUACAGAUGAAGAUACGUGGGAUUGCACUGGAAACUGUGGAAGUCAGACCGUCGCAUUAAAAAUAGUGGAUCAGGCGAGCAGCGAAGACUGGUGUCAGAGGGAGGGAGUCAUGACUCGGCUGGUUCCCAGCAACGCUCCAUUUCAGCUUGUAUUGGAUGGUGGCGCUUGGAUUAACAACAUUAAAAAUGGCAUUGCAAGUUGGAAAGCUGUGACUAGUGUUGAACUUAGAAACCGAUCAGACACCGGCAAAGCCAACACAUCACCGCAGACCACCAUCAUGCCAGCUGUGAGAGUUCCUUCAAACUGUCAAAGAGAUUUGAACUUAUUGGCAUUUGACCCAGAUGGAGAUGCGGUCACAUGCAGAUAUGGAAGUGAUGCAUUGUCAGAGUGUAACCCCUGCACACCACCGUCUGUCCUCAGCCUCUCACCUUCUUGUACGCUGUCAUUCAGCCCCACUAACAGCAGCAAUGAAGGUCCGUAUGCUGUGCAGCUGGUGAUGGAGGACUUUCCCAGUCAGACCAUCAGCCUGACACAAACCAAUGGUUCAUUGGUGGUGAAAACUACCAACGACGCAAUCAGCAAGAUACCCAUUCAAUUUGUUUUGAUAGUGGAUCCUUCUGUACCAUCCUGCACAGAGGGAGACUUUCUGCCCAAGUUUCUAUCUCCAACUCCAGCCAACAGAGCUCAGCUGUUCACCUUUGUUAAUCAGGCACUAGAAAUAACCAUCAGAGCAGAGGCUGCUAACUCCACGAUCUCUGAACUGCUGUUCAGUGGGCCAUACAACGUAAUCCAGAAUUCAACAGGCUCACGGCAGUUUACCCUAAAUUGGACGCCAUCGGAUCAAGAAGAUGGAGAAAGCCAUCCCAUCUGUUUCGUCGUUAGUGCAAACAGUACAUCUGGUGGCGCUCUGUAUCACUCUGAGCUUCGAUGUGUCAUUGUGACAGUCAAAAACAGCCUAUCAAUAACUACAACACCUUCUGUGAGAAUCACAUCAUUGAUUCCAACAACUGAACAGCCUACAACAUUGACAACUACAACUGCACUGAUUACAACAACCACACAGCUUACAACCAUGGCAACUACACCUGCACUGUCUACAACAACCACACAGUCUACAACCAUGACAACUACAGCUGCACUGACUACAACAACCACACAGCUUACAACCACAGCAACUACACCUGCACUGUCUACAACAACCACACAGCCUACAACCAUGACAACUACAGCUGCACCGACUACAACAACUAUACAGCCUACAACCACGGCAACUACCCCUGCUCUGGCUACAACAACCACACAGCCUACAACCACGACUACAGCUUCUCAGACUACAACAACCACACAGCCUACAACCAUGACAACUACAGCUGAACCGACUACAACAACCACACAGUCUACAACCAUAACAACUACAGCUGAACUGACUACAACAACCACACAGCCUACAACCAUGACAACUACAGCUGAACUGACUACAACAACCACACAGUCUACAACCAUAACAACUACAGCUGAACCGACUACAACAACCACACAGCCUACAACAGCAACUACACCUUUACUGUCUACAGCAACCACACAGCCUACAACCAUGACAACUACAGCUGUACUGACUACAACAACCACACAGCCUACAACCAUGAUAACUACAGCUGAACCGACUACAACAACCACACAGUCUACAACCAUGACAACUACAGCUGAACCGACUACAACAACCACACAGUCUACAACCAUGGCAACUACAGCUGAACUGGCUACAACAACCACGCAGCCUACAACCACAGCAACUACAGAUGCACCAACUACAACAACCACUCAGCCUACAACCACGACUACAGCUUCUCAGACUACAACAACUACACAACUUACAACUAUGACAACUACAGAUGCACUGACCACGACAACCGAACAGCCAACAACCAUGGUAACUACACCUGCACUGUCUACAACAACCACACAGUCUACAACAGCAACUACACCUUUACUGUCAACAACAACCACACAGUCUACAACCAUGACAACUACAGCUGCACUGACUACAACAACCACACAGCCUACAACCAUGACAACUACAGCUGAACCGACUACAACAACCACACAGUCUACAACGAUUACAAAUACAGCUGAACCGACUACAACAACCCCACAGCCCACAACAACAGCAAUUGCACCUUUACUGUCUACAACAACCACACAGUCUACAAUCAUAACAAAUACAGCUGCACUGACUACAACAACCACGCAGCCUACAACCACAGCAACUACAGAUGCACCAACUACAACAACCACACAGGCUACAACCAUGACAACUACAUCUGCAUUAACUACAACAACCCCACAACCUACAACCACAGAAACUAUAGCUGCACCAUCUACAACAACCACACAGUACACAACUGUGACAACUACAGGUGCACUGACUACAACAACCCCACAACCUACAACCACAGAAACUACAGCUGCACCAUCUACAACAACCACACAGUCUACAACCAUGACAACUACAGCUGUACUGGCUUCAACAACCACACAGCCUACAACCACAUCUACAGCUACACUGUCUACAACAACCACGCUGCCUACAACCACAGUAUCUACAGAUGCUCUGACUACAACAACCACACAGUCUACAACCAUGGCAACUACAGCUGAACUGGCUACAACAACCACGCAGCCUACAACCAUAGCAACUACAGGUGCACAGACUACAACAACCACACAGCCUACAACCAUGACAACUGCAUCUGCAUUGACUACAACAACCCCACAACCUACAACCACAGAAACUACAGCUGCGCCAUCAACAACAACAACACAGUUCACAACUGUGACAACUACAGGUGCACUGACUACAACAACCACACAGCCUACAACAACGGCAACUAUAGCCGCAACAACUACAGCAACCACACAGCCUACAACCCCAACAACUACAGCUGGACUGACUACAACAACUACACAGCUUAUAACCAUGAGAACUACACCUGCACCGAAUACAACAACCACACAACCUACAACCACAACCCCAGCAGCAAUGACUGCAACAGUCACACACCCUACAACCACAACAACUACAGCUACACUGAAUACAACAACCAUGCAGGAUACAACCACAGCAACUACAGCUACAUUGACUACAACAACUGAACUGCCUACAAACAUGACAACUACAGCUGCACCAACUACAACAACCAUGCAGGCUACAACCAUGACCCCAUGUAAUACUACACUAAUUACAACACCUGCCUCUGGCCCAUUUGCUGUUUUUUCUAUCACCGUGAGGAUCUCGACUACACUGUCAUUGAAAAACAACAGUGAUGCCAUACUUACACAACUUAAAGGGGAACUGGUGAGACAAGGCCUCCCAUCAAACAUAAGACUACGCCUUGGGAGCAGUGGAAGAGUGGAAAUAACAACCACACUUGGUGUUUGAUUGAUUAUGAGCAUGCAACUAAGGCUGGGCUUACACCAGAAGACUUUUAAAAGAUUUGCACAAGACAAGACAUCUAAAGACCAAUGUUUAGAGUCUUAAGUCUCAGCCUAGUCUCUGACUGAGAUUUGACAAAGACUGUGAAUCUAUAGGGUCACAAAUUACAAGACUGCAACUAGAUUCUUUUAGCAUUUUUUGUGACAUGUUGGACAGUUGAUAU